Arabidopsis thaliana (thale cress) is the source of this 1439-nucleotide messenger RNA. RefSeq names its product D-aminoacid aminotransferase-like PLP-dependent enzymes superfamily protein (gene ADCL). Gene Ontology annotation, molecular function: D-alanine:2-oxoglutarate transaminase activity; 4-amino-4-deoxychorismate lyase activity; catalytic activity. Gene Ontology annotation, cellular component: chloroplast. Gene Ontology annotation, biological process: amino acid metabolic process; tetrahydrofolate biosynthetic process. Bases 61 to 1182 code for a protein of 373 amino acids. The record is from RefSeq and is marked reviewed. NCBI's taxonomy places the organism in Eukaryota, Viridiplantae, Streptophyta, Magnoliopsida, Brassicales, Brassicaceae. The transcript is spliced from 5 exons.
AAAGCAAGUUGCUAUUUCCGAAUGAUCUCUCUCUCUCUAUUCUUUUGAGUCCCAAACCCCAUGGCAGGUUUGUCGCUGGAGUUUACAGUUAACACUUGGAAUCUCAGGUCUCUCUCUCAAGUUCCAUGUCCUUUAAGACAUGGCUUUCGAUUCCCGCGUCGGUUGACACGAAGAAGAACGAUUCUCAUGUGUUCUGAUUCAAGCUCUCAGUCGUGGAAUGUUCCUGUUUUAUCUAGCUAUGAGGUUGGUGAGAGGCUAAAACUAGCAAGAGGAGGACAACAGUUCUUGGCCAUGUACUCAAGUGUUGUUGAUGGAAUUACAACCGAUCCAGCAGCGAUGGUUCUUCCAUUGGAUGAUCACAUGGUUCACCGUGGUCAUGGAGUCUUUGACACUGCCCUGAUCAUCAAUGGAUACCUUUAUGAAUUGGAUCAGCACCUUGACCGUAUCUUGCGAUCUGCAUCAAUGGCUAAGAUCCCACUUCCAUUCGAUCGAGAAACUAUUAAAAGAAUUCUCAUUCAAACCGUGAGCGUUUCUGGAUGUAGAGAUGGAUCUCUAAGAUACUGGCUCUCUGCAGGGCCAGGGGAUUUCCUCCUAUCUCCAUCUCAAUGUCUCAAACCAACUCUCUAUGCCAUUGUUAUAAAAACGAACUUCGCCAUUAACCCAAUAGGUGUCAAGGUAGUGACCUCGUCCAUCCCCAUAAAGCCUCCAGAGUUUGCCACGGUGAAAAGUGUUAACUACCUCCCUAACGUACUCUCACAAAUGGAAGCUGAGGCCAAAGGAGCUUAUGCAGGUAUUUGGGUGUGUAAAGAUGGGUUUAUUGCAGAAGGCCCGAACAUGAAUGUGGCGUUUGUUGUUAAUGGUGGUAAGGAGCUUGUGAUGCCGCGGUUUGAUAACGUUUUGAGCGGAUGUACAGCAAAGAGAACACUUACACUCGCUGAACAGCUUGUAAGCAAGGGGAUUCUUAAAACUGUGAAAGUAAUGGAUGUGACAGUCGAAGAUGGAAAGAAAGCAGAUGAGAUGAUGCUUAUUGGUAGUGGAAUUCCGAUCAGACCUGUGAUUCAAUGGGAUGAAGAAUUUAUUGGUGAAGGAAAAGAAGGUCCUAUAGCAAAGGCGCUUCUUGAUCUGUUACUUGAAGAUAUGAGAUCUGGUCCACCUUCCGUUCGUGUUCUUGUUCCUUACUGAGCCAAUCACUCUCUUUGUUCAUCAAAGACAAUAAGCUGUGGCUUUUUUGUAAAGCUUUGCUGUUAUUGUAAGUUGAGUUUAUCAUGGGGUUUUUAGGUAUCUGUCUUUGUAAAGAUUUCUCUUUAUCACUUUUGAAUUAUGAUUGUACCCAUUCUCAACAAUUCAUGGAGUGGUUGCGUCUAGUGCUCAAAUUUCUUGUUUUUCAUCUCUUAUUUCUUUUGAGGUGGUAGCAUUUUUAUAUUGUCGACAAAAAAAAA